Molecule: messenger RNA, 594 nt
Organism: Alternaria incomplexa
Lineage: Eukaryota; Fungi; Ascomycota; Dothideomycetes; Pleosporales; Pleosporaceae
Exons: 2
Coding region: 1-594 (197 amino acids)
Source: RefSeq, a predicted model, not a curated record
AUGUUAAAUGGCACGCAAGAUCUGUCGCUGCCAAUGCUGGAGCAGGACGUGAAAGAUUGGAGCGAGCCUGUCGAGUGCGGUAUCAAGUUCUAUGAGAGAGGUGGAACCACGACUAUCUACGCCUCUUCAGUCACCAUAAGCUCCGUUGCAACUCAGCCCGCAUCGAUCUUUGCUUUGUCGUCGACCGUCACGUAUGAGCGGACCACGACAAGCGCGCCGGCCUCGGGCACCGCAUCAACCCCCGCCAACACAGGCAAUACAGCACCGCCAACCGUGACGCCCACCAACCCAGUCGUCACCACAACCUCGAGCGACAGUGCUGGCCUGUCCACAGGAGCGAAGGCUGGCAUCGGCGCCGGUAUUGGUGUUUCCGCGUUGCUUGUCGCGGCGGCUGCAUACCUGUUCUACCGCAACCAUCGCAAGCUAAAAGACCUCAACGCACGACUUAGCUACCAAUCUCAGGCCGAACAAUUCAACAAGCCUCCGGGUGUUGCGGUCGCGCCUCAUGGAAGCAAUGGAUACGAGAGGCCGUACAGCGAGGCUACAAUGUCGCAGGUUCAUUCUUCGCCGCAGGUACCGGUGCAGCUUUCCUAG